AUGGGUACGGAAAAGCACAAUGUCGCCCAGCGCGAUGAGGAAGCGGAGGAGAUUAGAGAUGUACGCCAACAGAAGUUAGACGCCGAAGCAGCAAACGCUCAAGCUGUUGCUGCCGCCGCACAGCUACCCGGACCACCCAACGCCAACGCACUACCUCUCGACCCGAACCAGCUUCUCUCGGUCCUCGGCCUCCUCAGCGGCCAACCUCAAGCUACGCCAACAGCACCGGGACAGCCUGGGGCCACGGGAUUGCCUCCGAACAAUAAUGCCAACGUACCAACAGUCACAAUCUUUGUGACGGUGACGCCCCCGGCUGCGGCACAGACCGUAGUGAUUAUGGUCCCGACAACAGUUACGGUGACUGCGACACCAGCAGCGCCGCCUCCAGUUAAUCAGCCUCCUCCUCCUCCACCACCAGCUCCGCCAGUCCAACCAUCAUCACCACCGCCGCCACCGCCGCCAGCGAUGAGCACGCCGCCGCCCCCUCCUCCACCUGUGGUUGCGCCUCCACCUCCUCCUCCAGCUAGUGGGCUUACUAUGCCUCUCGUCGGAUCCAGUCCGGUCCCUAUGCCGGCCCCAGUGGCUUCCAUGUCUGCCCCCAUGUCUUCAGCGUCAUCAACAGGUACUCCCAAGGGAGCGGGCGGUACUCCCACAGCCGUUGUCUUACUGGGUGUCUUUGGAGGUGUUGGUACGCAAAAUCUUCUGAAUCUCAUUCUGCGAUUGUCAGCUAAUAAGGAGCCCAGCUGGCGUGUCACUCUUGGCAAUGGGAGCAUUUGUGUAUGGCUUGAUGAGAAGACGCAAGAACAAGACUGUGGCAGAGAGCAUGCAGAUUGGAAGGCCGAUGCCCUCCUGAUUUCUUCAACAAAAUCAGUGACGCAUGGUGCUGUAGACUUUUUACCAGAUCAUUAG
Molecule: messenger RNA, 909 nt
Organism: Colletotrichum orchidophilum
Lineage: Eukaryota; Fungi; Ascomycota; Sordariomycetes; Glomerellales; Glomerellaceae
Exons: 2
Coding region: 1-909 (302 amino acids)
Source: RefSeq, a predicted model, not a curated record